Molecule: messenger RNA, 661 nt
Organism: Pseudophryne corroboree (corroboree frog)
Lineage: Eukaryota; Metazoa; Chordata; Amphibia; Anura; Myobatrachidae
Gene: NDUFB9
Product: NADH:ubiquinone oxidoreductase subunit B9
Exons: 4
Coding region: 60-584 (174 amino acids)
Biological process (GO): mitochondrial electron transport, NADH to ubiquinone
Source: RefSeq, a predicted model, not a curated record
ACUCCGUCGGAUAGUGUUCCCAGGAGUCAGGACGAGGCCGGAGGAGGGGGGGUGGCAAGAUGGCGGCCUACCUGUCUCACCAGCAAAUGGUGCUGCGGCUCUAUAAACGGGCUGUGCGGCACCUGGAGUCCUGGGUAGUGUUCAGAGACCAGUUCCGCUAUGAGGCCUGUCUCCUGAGAGCGCGCUUUGAGGAACAUAAGAAUGAAAAGGACAUGGUCAAGGCCAGGCUACUGCUGAAGGCCGGCGAGGAGGAGUUCUUCCUUCGCCAGCAUCCUCAGCCCUACAUCUUCCCAGACUCUCCGGGAGGGACGUCCUAUGAGAGAUACGAUUGCUACAAGGUCCCGGAGUGGAGCUUGGAACACUGGCACCCCUCGGAGAAAGCCAUGUACCCGGACUACUUUGCUAAAAGAGAAGAGUGGAAAAAGCUUCGGGAAGCGUCCUGGGACCGUGAGGUGCAGCAGAUGUUGGAAGAGACGCCACCUGAUGGUCCGAAGACUGAAGCUCUGCCCCCAGCCCGUCAGGGGGGAGACCUGCCCCCACUGUGGUGGUCUUUUGUGACGCGAGCACGCGAGAGGCCCGCAUAAGAGGGACAUGAUCACAAUGUAAUUCUAGCCAUACUUGUAUCUGAUAUAUCCAAUAUAUUAAAUGUCUGUGUACAAAA